ACAGCACGACAUCUACACAUGUAAAUACAGUGCAGUCAAUAGUGAGAUAACAUCAAUGAAAUUUUUACAACUGAGGAAGAUGCACUUCUGGCAAGCAUUACGCAACUUGUACUGCGAACUGCACAGCUAUAUAUAAGACAUCUCUGCCCCUGCGAGUUCAUUUGUCCGAAUACUAUUGCCGUCUACGGACACGUAAGUCUUGGUUGUGCGGUGUUACAAGUGUAUUUAAGUUCCGUCCUAUAAACUACGCCCAUAUCUCUCUGGAAGAAGUUACGACAUGGAACCAAACGGUGUAAAACGGUCGUGGAUGGACGAAAAUUUUAUGUUAGAUGUUCUGCGCACAGCGAAUUCGUCUGCCUUAACCAUUGAUAAAUUUGACGUCACAACAGCUCUGUCGCCAGGCAACAACUACAUCAGCGAAAUCUACCGUGUGAUUAUUGAAACUUCAGACCACCAAGUGCGCUCUGUGAUCGUCAAGUGUUUGCCGACCGCGGAAUACAACUUGAAGUUUAUAGCCGAUUCCCGCCUAUUUGAGAAAGAGACACUAUUCUACAGUGAAACGCUGCCUGCUAUGUAUAGUGUUGAAGAUGCUCAUUCCCUCAAGCUGGAACCACUGGCACCUGAGUGUUUUUACAGCGAACGUGACAGUCUCUUACUUCUCGAAGAUCUCAACGCCGUCGGGUUCAAAAUGCCAGAUAGGCUGCAGGGACUGAACCUUGACGAAACAGUUCUGGCAGUCGAAGCACUUGCGCGAUUUCAUGCGUUAUCCGUGGAUUUGCCUGAUUUGGAGGAGCUGUACCCGGACACACUGUACUGCGGUAAGGAUUUCGAACACGCGUCUCGGUACGUUGCUAACGGCGUUACAGCGCUUGCAGCGGCAGUCGAGACCUGGCCUGGGUUUCGUGAAUUGGGUCUUCGAUUAAGGGAAACAGCAAGAAGUGCGCAUGCACGUGUUGUGGAGCUUCUGGAAUCGAAAGAGUCACCCGUGCUAGUGUUGAACCACGGUGACUUCUGGACCAACAAUAUAAUGUUCCGUCGAGAUGUAGCGACUAGCCAGCCGGUCAACGUCCGCUUACUCGAUUUCCAAAUGUUGCGCUACGGAUCGCCCGCUCUUGACCUACAGAUUCUUUUUAACACUAGUGUGAAGGAGGAGGUACGCCAUGAUCUCAGGGACACAGUACUGAAACGGUACCACGAUGCUUUCACUCGUGCGUGCAAACGAAUAGGACGGGAGUCCCAUUUUUCAUUGGAGCAGCUGCAUGCAGAAAUGGAAAGAAAUGCAUUCUUUGGUUUUUUAAAUGCAUGUCUCAUGUUGCCCGUGGUUUUAGCUGAGAGGGGACAGCCUCCAGAUUUAGGGCAUUUGGCAUCCAAUCCGGAUGCAAAGUUGGACUGCCAUUCUGUCUCGAGGUUCAGAAAACAGUUUCAACGGAUUCUUAUGGAGUCGAGGGAACUUUUGUGAUGCUAGUGUGUCAUAGCCUUCAAUUAAAAGUAAUAGUACAUAUAUUCAAUGACAUUUGCUUUCUGAAUAAGUUACUAGCCCAGCUGGCUACAAAUUUUAUUUCUCAACUUUACAUUGAAUCUGGAGAAGAUUUAUCGCCUUGUGUUACAAUGUUAGAGGAUUAAAGGUCUAAGUGUGUGCUAGGGUUUAACGAUAUGAACUAGUUAGUGCAAAUUAUUAAUUGUCACAAUGUGGUUCCAAAGCUGUUACACAAAGUACAGUAACUUCUUUGUCUCAGCCUUGACUUUUUAUUUAUAAUCUAGCCACACAAGUGAGGUAAUGAAUAACCAUUUCUCAGAAUGACAAACAAAAUUAAGGCCUUGUUGUAUGUCUCAGUAACUUCCAGCCAGACAUAUUUUAAGGAUUCAGAGAACAUAUUGUGUUUCGUGUUCUCUGCAAUGUGCCCUAGACUGUGAAUGUUGUUAAGUUAUCAUAGUGUUGAAAAUUUUGCAGUGGUAUGAAUUUAGUCCUCUUUUAGUUCGUGAAAAACAUUCUGAUACUGACAGAAAACUUAAAAGGAAACACAAGGUAAGAUUACAGCUUUAGUCCCUAUAUAAUUUCUUAAUGCUAGAAUGCAAUGAAUGAUAUUUUUCAUUUCUGGGAUACAGUAAUGGAGAUUUUUGUUGUUAUUCUUUCACUUUAGCAAUGCCUUUGUAUUCUGUUAGAUUAACUGCAGUUUUGUUGUAAAUGAUGUCGAGUUUCUACUCAUUGAGUAAUACUCAAAGGUAUGGCGUCAUACAUAGCUAUUUUCUUUUUGGCAACGGGACUAUAGAAUUUGCGAAAAUAUUGCAUUUCUUCAUGUACAGAACUAGACAUAAAUAGGUGCAGCUUAAUUUAUAGCUAAAAUUAUCAUUAAAAUGCUUAUGCUUUGAAAAAAGGUGGUGUCAACCUGUAGCUGCAUGAUGCUUAAAUGAAAUUGUUAGAAAUCAUUAUCACAAUACCAGAUGCCACUUAAUCAUUAACCUGUUUGAAAGUAGUGAAGAGAAAAGAAGUUGGAAUUGUAUUCCAGUACUUACAAAUUAACAACACAUUCAUACUACCGUGACAUAAAUGGCAAUGAGGCAGAAAUCUCCAAAUAGGAACAGUAGCAGGUAUGUGUAAAAUACAGGAACGCAUGAAUGAGGCCAAGGAGUAGAGAGUGAAGGGAGCAAGACAAAGGAAUAAAUUACAAUUACACCUUACAUGCACAUAUAGUCUCUGAAUUUUCUAAAUAAGCAAGUGAAGACUGAAUAAUUAAAAACUGGGACAUGAAAGUCCUAGCAUUUCUGUCAUGACUGUAAACAGGUGUAAGAAAACGAAGAAACAGGAAAGUGAAUGCUGAAAGUGCUGACUGUUAACCUGUAUGUUAAUAUACAGUAUCUGUAACACAAGGUAAUGAGAUGUUGAGGUAUGGUGGACAUUUAUCUGUGCUACCAAAAAUGUCAGUGAGACUCUUCACUCUAUGUAUCUUCAGUUACCAACCAUUAAAACACUUUAAAGAAGUAUAUCUAAUGUUAGUCUAUAACAAAUAAUAUUUGCAACAAACUACUACGAAUGUUGCAUAUUCUUCUUGCCACAACUUUUUCUGCAAUUACCUGAAAUUAUAAUAUUUCAGGCAUUUUUGCCUUCAUCACAAAUUUUUACUUAUUGAAUGAACAGGUUCACUUUUGUGGAUGCAGAUUAUUUUAUUUAAUUAUCAAGCCUUUGAUAAAAGCCCUACAUUGUUCUCUGAUGAAACUGGGGCUUAUGAGUUACAGUAAGAAACUACAAUGUAAUCCAGUUAAACAGAGUAGAGAGGUUUUAACUCUUACCGAUGUGUCGUCAUCAGUUCUGCUGAGAUUUUGAAGAUGGAACUUUCCUACUGAAAACUGUUUAUGCAAUUUCUUAUUUUAAAAAAGCAGUGUUUAUUCAUGAUAGUGAAAUCCCACUUGCCAUUACGUGUAAUAGCUUUUGCCAUGCUUAAGAAAAAUUUUAUGACUGCUGUGUCUUUGAUUAAGUUUAUGAUUAUCUUGUUCCUUUUGGAACAAGCUUUGUUAAGAAAAGAAAAUAUUUGUCACUAGUUGGUAUUGUACAUUUAAGAAACAUUAAGAAUUUUAUUUUCCAAGGAAGCAUACAAUUACACAUGUUGCCAAACACAUCUUACAAACAAACUUAUACUAUUUAAUUUUGUAUGCAGAUUUCAGUUCUGUAUAGUACUGUAAUGGUAGCCUACAAAAAUUUGGGGCAAGGGAUGUGAAAUUUCUGAAUAGUAAUGCUUAUAUAUUCUGAGUUUUUGAAUGAAGAUAAUGACUCCUGUUGUGUCUUAUUAAAUAGUCAAUUCUUAUUAUGUCCGAUUCAUUUCAGAUGUCAGUAUUAUGUGAAUAAUUUAAAGUUUUACUUACUUCACCUUUGAUGCAGUACUCAUUUGUUGACUCAGGUUUCCACCACUGUUAUUUAUGAACUUGACUAAAUUUUAAAUGAUUUUAACAUUAUAAAGUGUACUUUUCUACCCUCAAUCAAAUGAGGAUAAAGUGUGUAAAUGCAUUGCAAUGAAGAAUUUAGUUAGUCAAAUCUUCAAGAUGCAUAUGAAUCCACACUAUAUAGUCAUAUUUAGCCAAAUGAAUGUUUGUGUAUUUUUAUGCCAUCAUGCCAAAAUGUGAAAGAAGCUAUUUGCCCUUAUGGAUGUAAAACAUAUAGCCUAGUAAUAAGAUCAUUGAGGGCGUAAAUACCUUAUACGCUCUAUAUUUUCUCUGAGGAAAAUGAUUAUGUUCAUUGGAUUUCAGAAUGAGUAGGUGGUAGGCUCUGAAACAAUAAACAAAGAUAAGUUCUCAUCACACCAGCUAAAAAUUGUAUACAUUCGCACAACCUUGUUUCACUGGAUCUGUGUGGGUAGGGACUGCAUCUUCAUAUCACCUGUGGAGUUGGUAAGUCAGAAACACAAACAGAGAAAAAACAAAUUGUGGAAUCUCAAGCUUUCAGAACUGGUAGUUCCUGUAACAGUCUACAGAAUCAUUAAAACUUGUGCAAAAUGUGAAUGAAGAGAAGUAAAUGAGGAAGGUAUUGAUUCUGGUUAUAAGUGUUGUUACAUAUGAAUUCACAAGGUAUAUGGAAAAUUAUUAGAAUUACAAACAGAUAAGGAUGUGCUGUUUGGAAAGAAAAGUUAUCUGCAGAAAAAUAACACUUUUAGGGAGUGAUUUGUUACUAAUUGUUUUCCUCUAAGCCUACAGCUUUUGGUGUGUAGCCUACAUUUACCCUGAAUGUCUCAGUGAGUUGGUUGUUUUUCAAAUGGGGCUCUUUCAUGCUGCAGUAUGUUUAAUAUUCUGUGUUUCAGUAUAAAAACAAGAGUCUCUUGUUUAUGUCUUUUGUUAUUCAGUGUGUGGGUAAUAUUUAGUCAUGUGUACUGUUGGUAGCAAUGAUUGGACAUACAUUCUGUGCAGUAAUUGUGGUGCAGUUUAUAAAAGUGACAGUGUACUGUGCAUGUAUUGGAACUCUUUAUACUGGAUGCACACAAAUUGUUGGUUUUAUUAAAAUAUAAUUAUUUUUUUA
This is a messenger RNA of Schistocerca serialis cubense, 5002 nucleotides long. RefSeq lists its product as uncharacterized. The record is from RefSeq and is a predicted model, not a curated record. Lineage: Eukaryota; Metazoa; Arthropoda; Insecta; Orthoptera; Acrididae. Bases 278 to 1459 code for a protein of 393 amino acids. The transcript has a single exon.